Messenger RNA from Bubalus bubalis (water buffalo), 999 nucleotides. It is a transcript of the gene PLP2, whose product is annotated as proteolipid protein 2. Bases 150 to 608 code for a protein of 152 amino acids. Lineage: Eukaryota; Metazoa; Chordata; Mammalia; Artiodactyla; Bovidae. The record is from RefSeq and is a predicted model, not a curated record. Gene Ontology annotation, cellular component: membrane. The transcript has 5 exons.
UCUGCUCUGCGCGGUGAUUCACUCCCUCCUUCGCCUCGGGGGCCCCCUUCCCGGCCAGACGGCUGGCAAGACGGCUGGGUGUGCAGCGUCCUCGAAAACACGAGCCAGCGAGCAGGUCUUUUGCGCCUCUUGGGACUCGGGUCCACACCAUGGCGGAUUCCGAGCGCCUCACGGCUCCCGGCUGCUGGGCCGCCUGCACCAGCUUCUCGCGCACCCAAAAGGGAUUUCUUCUGUUUGCUGAGAUUAUACUAUGCCUGGUGAUUCUGAUCUGCUUUAGUACCUCGACAUCAGGGUACUCUUUCUUGUCGGUGAUAGAGAUGAUCUUUGCCGCCAUCUUUUUUGUUGUCUACAUGUGUGACCUGCACACCAAGAUACAGAUCAUCAACUGGCCUUGGAGUGAUUUCUUCCGAACCCUUGUAGCAGUCAUUCUCUACCUGAUCACCUCCAUUGUGGUGCUCGUUGAGAGAGGAAACAGCUCCAAAAUCGCUGCAGGGGUGCUGGGCCUAUGCGCUGCAGGCCUCUUUGGCUAUGAUGCCUACAUUACCUUCCCCUUGCGGCAGCAGAGACAUACAGCAGCCCCUACUGACCCUGCAGAUGGCCCGGUGUAGGUGAACUCUCUUCAUUUCUCUCAGCAAUCUGCAAAUAACACCUCUAUUGAAAUAAUUCCUCCCCACCCCUACAACACUCCCAGUCAACUCCCAGCUCCCUAUUGAGGUAAAAGUGCCUUUGUCAUGGAAUUUUUCUUCCAGCCUGCCAAUCAACCCUCCUGGGUAUGGCUACCUUUAUGGGUGUGCCUAGGGCCCCCUUCUGCAGUAUCCGGAGACAUCAGUUCUGCCUGGACAAUGCCCCACCUAAGUCACAAAAUGACAGGAGAGGGUACCUCAGAUUUCAGACUCCAGGCUCCAUGUUGUAACCCACUCUAAAUAACCUCAGUGUGUGUAGGGGGUGGGGGUGUUCUGUGGAGCAAUAAAUAAAUACUAUGCAGAUUAUUAGAACAUA